AUGGCCAGGCAAGCAGACCGACGCAUCAAUCUCGCCGUUGCCCGCGCCAUUCCCGGGGUCCUUUUCGGAAUAAUCAUCUACUCUUGCUAUGCGAUUACCAAGCCGCUAUGCAUCGACUACCUGAUCAACCCCUUGCCGAAGUAUGACCGUCCCAGCCGCAUUGGCGCCGCCGCACCUAUACUCGUCGUAUUCUAUAUCCUUCUGCUAUUCGUGAUCAUAACCUACCUCCGAUUACUGGACAACGUCGUCUGGAACCCCGAUCUGCUCCCCAGGUCAGCAGUCGCUGAUCAACAAUCUACGCAUUCACGGCAGUCGCAGGACCGCUCCCGGAGGAAGAGAAAGGGGCAUCGGCAUCGGAAAUCGAAGGGUGACGAGCUGUCGGAUAAGCCUACUGGCGAUGUCGAAAGGGCAUUAGAUUAUAAUGCGGGGCCGAUAAUGCUUCCGUGGGAUACAGCUGGAUUGGAGUACUUCUACAAGAAGGACGUCUUUACCGGCGAUGUUAACCCCCAUUGGACUAUCGGCCUUGGUUUGAGUGGCUUCUUUGGCAUAUUUACUGUUGGAAUGACUCUCAGCUCUCUACAACUGGCCGCAUUUAAUCUGACAACAAUCGAAAACCUCAAUCGGCGGUCCGCUGUGUGGUCAUUAGCUAUCCGCGUUCCGAGCCAUCUGCUCCGGUCACGCUGGGCUCCAACCUUUCGCACUAUCACCUAUCCACUACCACCCGUGCCACCAAUACCACCUCCAAUGCCCACGCAGUCUGCGCCGGGAGAAGGCAAUCAACCUCCUCAACAUGCACCACCACCACCUCCUCCUCCUCCUCCUCCAGCCGACCCAUCAGAACAACAUGUCUUUGCCAUCCUCCAAACCCUCCCCGGCGAGAACCCUUUCGCCCUCGGCAGUCCGCUCAAGAAUCUGCAACAGAUUCUCGGUCAUUCUAUUAUUGAUUGGCUCCUCCCCAUCAAGCGCAGCCCGUGCGUUGACCACAGCAAUGCGGAGAGUGAGUUCGCCAUGGGGCCGGUGGUUACCCGGUUGAAGAAGGAGGCCGGGCUAGAACCUACAAUCAAUACUCAGAACAAUGAUGAUACCUCCGCGGACGAGCCCACAAAUGACCAGCCAAAACGCAAACGAAGACGAGGGAAGCAUCAUCAUCACCACCACCAUCAGUAUCCACCAAUGGCCGAAACGACCUGA
Messenger RNA from Aspergillus mulundensis, 1191 nucleotides. RefSeq lists its product as uncharacterized. The coding region runs from base 1 to 1191 and encodes 396 amino acids. The record is from RefSeq and is a predicted model, not a curated record. The transcript has 4 exons. Lineage: Eukaryota; Fungi; Ascomycota; Eurotiomycetes; Eurotiales; Aspergillaceae.